AUGCAGUACGAGGAGCUCCAGAGCAACGAGGUGCUUGCAUUACAGGCCAUCUACCAGGACGACUUCAUCGAGAACAAGGGCUCUCAUGGCGCCUGGAAAAAGUCAGAGCCAACUUUUCAGAUUCGCAUCAGCUCUCCUUCUGAUGAGAGCAUACGAGUAACCUUGGGCGUUGUGCUGGUGGCUACCUACCCAAAGUCGCCCCCAUUGCUCAGCUUGAGCGACCAUGGAAAUCUUCGAGAAGCAACCCUUUUCAAGAUCCAAAAGUUUGUCGAGACCCAGCCCAAAAUCUUCGCCAAGGAGGAACAAGAGAUGAUUUUCCGCAUUGUCGAAGGCGUCCAGGAGAUUCUACAGGAAGCCGCCGAAGCCAAGGCAGCUGGAAAGGCUCUCCCAACCCUCGAAGAGGAACGCGCAGCCCACGCGGCUGCUACGGCCCAACAAGAGAAGCAGCUCAAGGAGCAGGAGGAGAAGAAGAGGAUGGAGGACUCCAAGGAGGAGGAUCGCGUUCUUCACGAGAUGCUUCAGGAGGAGCUCAAGCGCAAGCGCGACAAGGAGAAGGAGGCGAGGCGCAAGAGCCGACCCGUCGGUGUUUCCUUCACCUUGCCUAUCGACGAUGCGCAAGACGCCGAGGCCGAGGUCAUCGCCUUCGAUCAGCCCUGCUCACUGACGGAUGCCAGGGGCCACAUCAGCAUGUUCAACGCUGUCAAUAGCAAGGAACAUUUCCUUCGUGGUCCUACCACCAUCGUCUACGAAGUUCGUCCUGUUCUGCCUGCAGGUCAGAAGCGACCACGGCUCGUCUUGAAGCAGGUGAGAGUCCACGCGGCUGGCAAGGAGCAGGCCCAGUUCAGGAAGCAGCUCAGAGCACUCGAGUCUCAACUGGAAUCCAUGAAGCAAGUGCGACACCAGGCAAUCAUCGAAGUGCUUGACUACAGACUUGAUCGUAUGGAUGUUGCCAAUGAUGAUGUCAAUGCUAUGAGCUGGAACGUCAUGGUACUGAGUCCGCUUGCUGAGCCAGGUUCGCUGGAGACCUUAUUGAGAACGUUUCCCAUGGACGUCAACAGGGCUCGCAGCUGGACAGUCAGCCUUCUCGAUGCCCUCAGCUGGCUCCACACCCGAGAUAUCAUCCACCAAGACAUCCACCUGGCCAAUAUCCUGAUCGUCACGAGCUCCACAGGUGAUAUGACCCCCAAGCUGGCAGACAUUGCAUACCAGAGAGAGCUACACAACCUCACCACAGCCAAGACGGCGACUUCUAUGACUGAUGCAAGAUCUGCUUACUGGUUUCCCCCAGAGAUUGCAGCGGCUUCGGACCCUCAGUAUACCCAGAAGACAGACAUCUGGGACUUUGGAGUCGUCUUUCUACAAAUGUUCCUGGGCGUCGACGUGGCCCAGAAACACACCUCGCCUGACAACCUCAUGACUUCCUCCCCUCUUUCGCGUCCAUUGGAGGAGUUGGUCUCGUACUUCUUCACGCCCGAUCCGAAGAAACGACCUCGAGCCUUCGAGCUUAGCACGAGUGAAUUCCUGGCAACUGACGCUCCCAUCUUCGAGCAGCAAGACCCGGAUGCUGACACCAGCAAUACGUUCGCCCCAUUGCCCUCGCUGACACCCACGUUCAGCCGGCCGAGGCACGAUUCCUUCACCACGCGUGGCCCCUUCACAUCAUCAAGAUAUAAGGAGGACUUCGUGGAAGAGGGCAGACUUGGCAAGGGAGCCUUUGGAGAGGUGGUCAAGGCCCGCAAGAAGCUGGACGGUCAGAUCUAUGCUAUCAAAAAGAUCAGCCAACGGUCUCGCGAGGGAUUGACGGAAGUCUUGAAAGAAGUCCGCGUGUUGUCUCAGCUGAGCCAUCCCGCUGUUGUGCGGUAUUUCAAUACUUGGCUUGAAGAGAGCCAUGAUUCGUCCGAUUUCGAAGAUACCUCGACCGAUGUCGACACUGCAGAACUCUCCCAGGGAGCUACCUCGGAUUUUAAUGUCCACUUCGAAGAGAGCCAGGGUGGUCUAGAUUUCAUCUCAUCCAGCCGCCAUGGGCCCGGAAUAACGAUCGAGUUCGAGCAAGCAGACAGUGAAGCAGUGGAGGACGAAGAGGACGAUGACGAUGACGAGGAGGAUGAUUCGGAUGAAGAUGACGAGGAGGAUUCGGACGAGGACUCGGAUGCCGGAAACAGACUGAACGUGCUGAACCAAAAGCGUGAGCGUCGACUGAGCCACAGGCCUUUCCGGACAGUUCUGUACAUUUCCAUGGAGUACUGUGACAAGCGAACCCUCCGCGAUCUUAUCACCAACGACCUCCUGACAGACAAGACCGAAGUCUGGCGGUUGUUCCGUCAGAUUUUGCAAGGUCUGGCGCAUAUUCAUGGUCUCAACGUUGUCCAUCGCGAUCUCAAACCAGACAACAUCUUCAUCAGCGUUGGCCCGGAUGGCGUUAACAACGUCAAGAUUGGCGACUUCGGACUUGCCAGCAAGGGCCAGAUUGCGGCCAUUCAGGCAGGCCAGCCUACGUCAGAUCCAGCGGAUCAAACCAGGAGCAUAGGCACGGCAGUGUACGUCGCCCCUGAGGUCAGGUCAGGCGGUACCGGCCAAUACACCACUAAGGUCGACAUGUACUCGCUUGGUAUCAUGUUCUUCGAGAUGUGCUAUCACCCCAUGCUGGGUAUGGAGCGAGCGCUAGUGCUAGAGGGUGUCCGCAAGCUGCAUCCUAUUAUGCCUUCGGAUUUCGAUCUCGGAACUGCGCAGGCAGAGAUUAUCCUAGCAUUGGUGGUCCAUAAUCCAAAAGAGCGCCCAUCGAGUGCCGCGCUCCUGGAGUCUAACAAACUCCCCGAUGAGAUGGAGAGCGACACUGUUAGACGUGCCAUCGCCGCCAUCACGGACCCGAACUCGGCGUUCUACCCGAAGGUGUUGUCCACAUUGUUUUCCAUCAAUGUGGACCAGGCGAAGGACUUCGCCUACGACCUCAAUGAUCAAUCUCCGAGCACCAGGGACUAUCUUUACCGACGAAUUGUCAAAGAGACCCUCGUGUCUAUUUUCAGAACACAUGGAGCUCUUCAGGUUCCACUGGCUAGCAUCUACCCGUACUCAUCCAACUACUCCAACGCAGUCAAACUGCUGGAUGACGGCGGUGCCUUGUUGCAGCUUCCUUACGACUUGAUGAUGGGCUAUUCUCGGAUGUUGGCCAAGGUUAAGAACCCCAUCCUAGGCUCUGCAUACUCGUUCGGAAGUGUGUUCCGAGAGCAGCAUGCUGGUGGCCAGCCAUCCGAGUUUGGAGUUGUUGAUUUCAACGUGGUCACGACCGGUGCCUUGGACCUGUCUCUCAAAGAAGCCAAUGUCCUAAAAGUCAUCGACCAGAUAGUCGAUGCAUUCCCUGCACUUUCCAAGAGCCAGAUGGUUUUCCACAUCAACCACUCUGACCUGCUGCAACUCAUCUUCGACUUUUGCGGCGUUGAACACUCUGCCAGACGUGCCGCCUCAGAAGUCCUCAGCAAGCUCAACAUUCAGGACAUGACCUGGCAAAAGCUCCGCGGUCAGCUGCGGUCUCAGUCGUGCGGUGUCUCAGCGACCAGCGUCGACGAACUGCAGCGAUUCGACUUCCGAGACAACCCAAGCAAGGCUUUCUCGAAGCUCAAGUCCUUGUUUGAGACCACCGACUACUACCAAAAGGCUGCCUCCACCAUCGCUCACCUUAAGGAGGUCAUUGAGUACUGCAAGAGCUUCGGUGUCAAAACUAAGAUCUACAUCACGCCACUGCAUUCCUUCAAUGAAGCAUUCUUCAGAGGUGGUAUGAUGUUCGCCUGCGUCUGGGAUAAGAACAAGAGGCAGGUCUUUGCCGCCGGUGGUCGCUACGACAGCCUCAUCAAGGAGCACCGACAGAAGGCGGGCAGUAGCUCCCUGAGCGACAGACGCGCCGUCGGAGUCAGCUUCGCUUGGGAGAGACUGGCACAGGUGCCUGCUAAGAGCAGCAGCAAGGCUUCUUCAAAGAAGGCCGCUAAGGAAGGGCUCAACCUCUUCAAUGAGAAGGUCUAUGAUGUCCUCGUAGCAAGCUUUGACCCGGUCAUCCGGAAGACCACGGCGCUCCAGGUACUGCGGGACCUCUGGGAGAGCGGUAUCAGUGCUGAGCUUGCCAAUGAUGCCCGGUCUUCUGACGAGCUAAUUCCGGACAAGACAGAGGACCAACCCGCCUGGAUGGUAAUCGUCAAGCCUGAUGUUCUGAAGAUUAAGUCGCUCUGGUCCAAGGAUACACCCGAGGCCGACAUUCCGACCCAGCAGCUGGUGACCUGGCUUCGCACAGAGAUGCGUGAGCGCGACUCGUUCCUUAAGGUCACCGCCACCAUGGCUCGAAGCCGUCAUGGCCUCGGCACCUCUGAUACCAACAACUCAGCAGGUGACAAUUCUUCGUUUUCUGGACCACACCACAACGGCCAUCAGCAAGAUGUCCGUGUGCUCACUGGACAGACUAAGUCCAAAAAGUUCAACCGGCAGACGGUUGUCGAGCAGGCACACAACGCCGCCUCGAAACUCCUUCAGGAGUUCCGCAAUGGCCCCAUUGCGGCCAUCGAGACGAGUGACGCGGUCCUGCAAGCAAUCAAGGGCACUUCACUGUCUCAACCCGAUACCUGGCGCAAGCUGGAUGUCACCAAUGUCGAGAAGAACUAUGUGAGGGAUGUGCAGGACAUGCUGACGGAGUUCCGCGAUGGCGGAGCAAGGGAUGCUUUUGUUUACAACUUCCGCACUGGAACUUGUGUUUACUACGAUCUGAAGGCCUGA
Messenger RNA from Cryphonectria parasitica EP155, 4755 nucleotides. It is a transcript of the gene CPC-3, whose product is annotated as regulation of cpc-1 function in response to amino acid starvation. Gene Ontology annotation, molecular function: protein binding; eukaryotic translation initiation factor 2alpha kinase activity; ATP binding. NCBI's taxonomy places the organism in Eukaryota, Fungi, Ascomycota, Sordariomycetes, Diaporthales, Cryphonectriaceae. The transcript has 2 exons. Gene Ontology annotation, biological process: regulation of translational initiation by eIF2 alpha phosphorylation; DNA damage checkpoint signaling. The record is from RefSeq and is a predicted model, not a curated record. Bases 1 to 4755 code for a protein of 1584 amino acids.